UUUCAGGCCGGGAGUUUUGAUCGACGGCCUUUAUGGUCCAAAGAAAACAUAGUUGUCGAAUCAUUCUCAAAGGUAGUCAUGUGUUAUCUUCUAGAGUCGCUAGAGGAUGACGAUGUUUCCGCACCCUAUGCCCUAUUCGCUGCUCGUUGUUUUUGUUGGAUCGAGAAGCUAUGGUGAAAGGAUGCCAACAAUUAUCUUUCCACAACUCUCCUGACAUGACACAUGGCAAUUGGACAGCUGAGACCCGUGACCACACACAGACGUUGCAUUUGCUGUGAAAGUGCUCAAAGCAACGAUAGAACCCGGGAUGUCGAACGCGUCGAUUGCGGUUUCUGAUGGUGGACGACGGACCUUUGCCCCCUCAUGUAUGCGCUGAGCGAGCUGCUCCUGGCAACGCUGCUGGGGACGGUGCCAUUGGCCCAGGUGGCGAUCAGGGAGUCCAAGCAUUGUGUACCGCCCAAGGGAGGUUUGGACUUGGUGAGACACUUCAUCCAUCGCUGGCCUAAGGAGGUAGUCCUGGUGCUAUUGCCAGGUGUUCUUUUGCUGCACAGUUUCGGUGUGGGAGGUCUCCACCAACUGAGGACGAGCGAUCCCAAUCUGAAAGAGAGCAGAGACGGAGGACUUGAAGAAGACGACGUUGGAUGGAAGAACAUUUACGGUGAUGUGAUGCGCCCGCCACGUGGGGCACUGCUGCUGGGCCUUGCUGUGGCAUAUGGGGCUGGGCAGUGGGCCACGCUGCUAGGAGCUCCGGAGCUCCUCCGUGGUGUCCUCGCGAGCUUCGUGCUGGGCAGGCUGAGCUCCUUUCUGCGCUUGUCAUCGUGGACUCCAACCACUCUACCACUGCUUUUCGUAGAAGAAUGGCCCUUCCUGCGUCGCUCCGUCGCUCCCUGCACGGAGCUCCUGCGUUGCGCUGCCGUGGGCGUGGUGGGAUUUGGUUUUGGGCGUCGUUGUCCUCCGCUGGAGUCGACCGGCUUCUUUCAGGGCUAUCAUCGCCUCGCACGGGAGAUUCCAAGCACGACGACCGUGUGGACAUCUGGCGUGCCAUUGGUCUUCGCUUCUUUCCUGCUUUUGGCAUUCCUGGGACGGCAGGGUGCCACGACCCCGCGGCUUUGCAGGGCUCUUUCGACUGUACUUUGCUGUGAGCUCUCAUUGUUGACCACGUAUCAGAGGCUUCAACAGGAGAACCAUCGGUGGCAUUGGUGGUGCUUCAAUGUUGCAUUCCUGGGUGCGCUGAGCUUCCAGGUGACGCUAAGCAUGGAGGAUCAGGACCUUACAUGGCUUCAGAUCGUCUCUUCUGCCUUGUUGGCGGGCAGUACUGCCUUCUUAGUGAAUUUGAGGAUGUUGCUCUUCGCCUACUCUCAGUGUGUUUGUGACUUCCCAUAGAGUCCCUGCUUCAGCACCAGCACCGUCCCCGUGUUGUCCUUCCGGCAUAGCUGAGAGAUGCACGCUGAGGAGCUGGAGGUCGGUGGGCCGCUCGGAGAUCGGCACGGAGAUCGGCGCAUGCUUCAGCCAUGCUUCAUCCGCGCUGGACUGGACGUGGCCCCUGAGCGCCUCGAGGGCGGCACUGGCCAGAUCAAGUGAGGGACCUGAAUGAGCCAAUGAGAGAAGUUCCAGGCAGCUUGAUGCCCACACCUGCACUGCCCUGCCAAAUUUCAUGUUCUAAACUCCGAGGCCUCCAGAUCUUAAGUUUUAAACGGCUCAAGUCCC
Messenger RNA from Durusdinium trenchii, 1707 nucleotides. NCBI's taxonomy places the organism in Eukaryota, Dinophyceae, Suessiales, Symbiodiniaceae. The record is from the annotation of a GenBank genome assembly.